Messenger RNA from Rhodamnia argentea, 723 nucleotides. RefSeq lists its product as uncharacterized. Lineage: Eukaryota; Viridiplantae; Streptophyta; Magnoliopsida; Myrtales; Myrtaceae. The record is from RefSeq and is a predicted model, not a curated record. The transcript has 2 exons. The coding region runs from base 1 to 723 and encodes 240 amino acids.
AUGAGCGAACACGGUAAACGAGCACCCCGAGGACCUCGGACUAGGCCUGUCGGGCCGAUAGGUGAAAUCUUGGAGGAAGAUAGAGCGCCGCGCACCGCCGAGCCGGUUGGGCAAGAGCCGACUAUGGUUGGGAUUGUGCAAGCUCUGGGAGCUAUUGGAGACCUUAUGGGGCAGCAAGUGAAGAAUCAGAAUCUUGUUGCCGCCGCCGCCACCGGAGCCCCACCUAGACCGGUAGAGCAAUUUCUCAAGCUGAAACCGCCCAAGUUCUCUAGGAGCGGAGAUCCCGAAGCCGCCACUUCAUGGAUCGAGGAGUUGGAGAAAGCCUUUGACCUAUUAAGGUGUACCAAUGAGGAUAAGGUCAUCCUGGCCAUGUACCGGUUGCAAGGAAAUGCAAGUACAUGGUGGAGAGCUUCGAAGGACAUAGUAUUUCCCGAGGGUAUGGUCCCAAUGUGGGAUGCCUUCGUGGAGGCUUUUAAUGGAAAAUGCUUCUCCGACACCGCGAGAGAACAAAAGAUGGCUAAGUUCUUUCGCUUGCAUCAAAAUCGGAUGACAGUUGAUCAGUAUGAAGCCAAAUUUGCUAAACUAUCUAAGUAUGCUCCGAAACCGGUUGAAGACCCCGUGGAUAGGGCAAGAAGGUUCAGAGAGGGGCUGAAACCCGAAAUCAGAAUUGUGUUGAUACCAUUUAACCCGAAGGAUUACAACGACCUCUAUGAGAGAGCGUAG